UGCAUUUAUCUGCCCCAUAGUUUGUUACUUGGUCUAUGGAGCAGUCCAACUAUACACGACAAACUAGCACUUUUUUUGGUGGGGGUGGUUUGCAAGAACGUUUAGUUUUGGUUCACAACUUUACCGGUUUGUGUAUUGUAGAUAUAAUCCUUUUCAUAGAGACAUCUAUUGCUGUACCAUGCUAGCUAUUACUAGGCUCUAUUAAAACCUUACCUAACAGAACUACCUCCUAGAGUAAGACUUCCCCAACCUUUUUUUCCCCCUCAGGCUCUUAAUACAUUUAUGGAAGUUUUGAACAACAGCCAAUUUUUGGCAAGGCUGCUGAAAUCUAAUAAAAAUGUGGACAUUAUUACUUUUGACAACUCAAAUGAACUUUACAGAAUCUCCACUUUUUCUGCAUUUGCUGUUGAUGCACCAGUCUCGGAGCGUAGUCUUGCUAAAGCUGGGUUUUACUACAUCGGCCCAAAUGACAGGGUGAAAUGCUUCAGCUGCGGCCUAAUGCUGGAUAACUGGAAGAAGGGGGACAAUGCAAUUGAAAAACAUAAAAAGCUUUAUCCAAGUUGCAGUUUCAUCCAGAAUGCUGCUUCUCUAAACCUUGGAGCAUCCUUGUAUUCUGCCUUUUCCCCUCCUACCUCUAUAAGCUGUCAGACCAAUUCAGUCUCUUCAGAAGAGGAUGUCCAGGUUUUAAGUGGAUCAAUUACAAGCACUCCCCAUGACUCCGUUACAGCACGGGGGGUUGAGGAUCUGUUUCCCCUAAGGGGCAGUGACAGUAACUCCUAUAUGUACACAGAAGAGGCUAGACUCGACACGUACACAAACUGGCCUGUAACCUUUCUCCCUUCAUCUCAACUUGCUAAAGCUGGAUUCUACUACAUAGGUCCCGGAGAUAAAGUUGCGUGCUUUUCCUGUGAUGGGAAGUUAAAUAAUUGGGAACCUAACGAUAAUGCCAUGUCUGAGCACCGUAGGCACUUUCCAAAUUGUCAAUUUGUGAGUAUCGCUGCCAAGCAGUCCCUGAGGUCCAGUGUUUCCAACAUCAGCAUGCAGUCCACUUCCGCCCGGCUGAAAACCUUUCAAAAAUGGCCGGCGAGGAUACCAGUGACACCCAAAAAACUAGCAGAAGCUGGUUUUUACUAUGUUGGGCGGAAUGACGAUGUAAAGUGCUUCUGUUGUGAUGGUGGUUUGAGAUGCUGGGAAUCUGGAGAUGAUCCAUGGGUUGAACAUGCCAAGUGGUUCCCAAGGUGUGAAUAUUUAGUGGAGAUCAAAGGUCAAAGUUUUGUCCAUGAUAUUCAAGAGCGAUAUCCACAUCUUCUAGAUCAGUUGCUGUCAACUUCAGAAAUGCAGAACAACGAGGCCCAGUACCCACCCAUUAUCCGCUUGGGCAAUGAGAACAGCCAGGACGAUGAGGUCUACAUGAACACUUCUGUGGUUCAGAAUGUACUAAUGAUGGGCUUUAAUCGCAGACUAGUUAAGGAAACUAUAAUGAGUAAAAUAUUGACAUCUGGGGAAAAUUACAAGGAAAUUGAGGACCUCUUAAACGAUCUAGUGUGCGCACAGAAAUCGCAAACCGAAGAAGAGAAAGACAGACAGUCGGAGCAAAAUUCAUCAGAUGAAAUAAAUGUAAUCCGAAGAAGUCGACUUGCGUUGUCACAAACUAUGACCGCGUUAUCUGUAGUAAUGGAUGACCUGUUCUCCUCAAUGAUCAUAAACUCUUCGGAGUAUGAGACCAUAAAACACAAAACACCGCCGGCUGCACAGAACCAAGAACUGAUUGACACAAUUUUAAUGAAGGGAAAAAGCGCAGUAGAAGCUUUCCUAAAGAGUCUUCAGACACAUGAACCGGCUUUACACAGAGAAUUAUUGUUGGAACAGUCACUAACGUGUCCAACAGCAGAUAAUUAUUCAGAUUUACCAAUGGAAGAACAAUUGAGGAGGCUGCAGGAAGAGCGGACCUGUAAAAUUUGUAUGGAUCAAGAAGUGUCUAUUGUGUUCAUCCCCUGCGGCCAUUUGGUAGUCUGUAAGGAUUGUGCACCAUCCCUUCGGAAAUGCCCAAUUUGCAGAGGAAUAAUUAAAGGCACAGUUCGCACCUUUCUUUCAUGAAACUGAAACAGAAACCACAUUACCUGUGUCUGGGUAAAUACUGAACGUGCAUCUUGUGACUCCGCAGUGGGAUGCUUUCAGAUAAUUUUUAUUUUUGUAGAAAAAAAAUAAAACCUGUUAACUCUAAA
This is a messenger RNA of Pseudophryne corroboree (corroboree frog), 2225 nucleotides long. RefSeq names its product putative inhibitor of apoptosis. The transcript has 8 exons. Bases 283 to 2097 code for a protein of 604 amino acids. Gene Ontology annotation, cellular component: nucleus; cytoplasm. Gene Ontology annotation, biological process: positive regulation of protein ubiquitination; negative regulation of necroptotic process; negative regulation of apoptotic process. NCBI's taxonomy places the organism in Eukaryota, Metazoa, Chordata, Amphibia, Anura, Myobatrachidae. The record is from RefSeq and is a predicted model, not a curated record. Gene Ontology annotation, molecular function: ubiquitin protein ligase activity; cysteine-type endopeptidase inhibitor activity involved in apoptotic process.